Andrographis paniculata is the source of this 6867-nucleotide messenger RNA. RefSeq lists its product as uncharacterized. The transcript is spliced from 11 exons. The record is from RefSeq and is a predicted model, not a curated record. Bases 523 to 6540 code for a protein of 2005 amino acids. NCBI's taxonomy places the organism in Eukaryota, Viridiplantae, Streptophyta, Magnoliopsida, Lamiales, Acanthaceae.
AAACACCAAACGCACAAAAAAUUCCACACUUCCCAUCGCAGACUUUUGUCGCAUCACCAAAUUUCCCUCCUUUCAAUACGCAAAACCAAAACCUCCCCUUCUUCAUCAAACUCCCAUUCCCAAUCCCAUUUGAUCCUCCAAAUUCCCUGUUCUGCUGCUGCAUUUUUCGAAUUCUCUCUUCAAAUUUUCGCCCACCGCCAUUUUCACACUGUUGGGGACACUUGCAACCUCCCUUCACUCCCAAGAUUUCUUUCUUCCUAUGUUUUUUCGUCACCUCUCAUUUUUACUUGCGUUUCAAGCUGCCCCACCUCAGAUCCAUAAUUAGGUACUAAGACAACCCAACUUUUUACUAGGGUUGCUGAUUUCUUUAAUUCUAUUGUGGAUGUUGAUUUGUGCGCUGGUGGAAUCGAUGUGAGAGCUGAAACAUUACUGACAUUCCCUCUGUGUUGAACUUUUGGCGUCGUGCUGAAGUAUCUCCAAAUGUUGUUAUUACCAGAGGAUGCUUAAAUCAGGACUGAAAUAAUGUCGAGGAUUUCGAAGUGGAAGCUUGAGAAGACUAAAGUUAAAGUCGUCUUUCGGCUUCAAUUUCAUGCUACUCACAUUCCACAGACAGGAUGGGAUAAGCUGUUUAUAUCAUUUAUACCUGCUGAUUCUGGAAAGGCAACAGCAAAAACUACCAAAGCAAAUGUGAGGAAUGGAACUUGCAAAUGGGGUGAUCCUAUAUAUGAAACUACAAGACUUCUUCAGGAUUCAAAAAGCAAGCAAUAUGAUGAGAAGCUUUACAAAUUUGUUGUCUCAAUGGGUUCUUCACGUGCGAGCACACUCGGUGAGGCUACCAUCAACCUUGCUGACUAUGUUGAUGCUCUAAAGCCUUCUAUUGUAGCACUUCCUCUUCAGGGAUGCAACUUUGGUACUAUAUUACAUAUUACCGUCCAGCUCCUGACCUCAAAAACUGGAUUUAGAGAGUUUGAGCAGCAAAGAGAGCUCAGGGAAAGGGGGCUACAAUCGGGGGUUGAAAGCCCCACUGAUAAAGCCUCAUAUCCAGAAGAUGCUGCCACUGAUCAUGCUCAAAAGAUCGGUGAAAGAAUGAAAUUGAAGCAAGAUCCUAGUGAGCUCUCUUCGUUUGAUGAAGAGGCAAACUUGAACGAAGAAUCUGCAGACUCUGCUACUGGAUUUGAUGGCUCAUCCCAUACCUCCGAAAGUUUAUAUGCUGAGAAGCAUGAGGCCUCUGGUGGACAUGGGAUUGAAAACCUCAAAAGUCCAAUACCCGAUGAUGCGGUUUAUCAAUGUCAGAGUCCACAUACUGUCAAAGGAAUUCCAUCUAAUCAGAAAGUGGCACAAGAGAGUCCUGGUUCUGCUCAAGGAUGGGGGUCUGUCACUUCUAUGGAUAACGAGUUUGUUAUGGUUUUCCAGGAGAAUACUAGGCUUAGAGGAAGCCUGGAAUCGGCUGAAUCGUCUCUGCUCAAUCUUAAGGUGGAAGUCACCUCUUUGCAAAGCAUAGCUGACCAGUUAGGAUCCGAGACAGAAACGUUUUCCCAUCUGAUUGCUUCUGAGAUAUCUUCAUCUAAAAUGUUGGAAAAAGAGGUCUCUAUCAUGAGAUCGGAGUGUCAGAUGCUCAGGGAUGACAUAAUCAGCCUCAAAGACUUGAAAGUUAACACCCAAAUUCCAGUCGCCAGAGCAAGUGGUAAUCCGGCUGAUGACUUGGUUCAGAACACGCAGCUUCAAUUUUUAAAUGCGAUUGCUGUAGUGGAAAGCAAAGUAAGAGAAAUUCAGAACAAGGUGUAUGUUGUUCCACACGAUGGCGACACUAAGUUCAUUUACUUAGAGUUGGAAGCUUUACUUAAUUUUCUGCUCACUAUUAAAUUUGGAAGUACUGACCCAAACAUGAAUAUAGUACCAUCAGAACAUGUAGAUGUGAAGACAAUUACAGCACGGAGCAUGUGUAAGGAUGAACAGUUUGUAUCAGGAAAUGAGCUGGGUUCGGAUCUGUGCCCGCCUGAGAGUAUUCUCCAGCAUUUUAGUCUGAAUCCUUCUGUGUCUGAGGUUAGCCCUUUAGGUGCCAUUGACGCAAUGAAAGGAAAAAUUUUUGACCUUGUAAGAGAGUUGGAUGAGGCGAAAGUCGAAAAGGAAGCUUUUACCCAAAAAAUGCAUCAAAUGGAAUGUUACUAUGAAGCCCUUGUUCAGGAGUUGGAGGAAAAUCAGAAGCGCUUGCUUGGGGAGCUACAUCAUCUCAGGAACGAGCAUUCUGCUUGCAUGUACACACUGUCCUCCAGCAGAGCUGAAAUGGAAUCGCUACAUGAAGAUAUGAACCAGCAGAUGUUACAGUUUGCUGAAGAGAGAUGUAAUUUGGAAGCUCUUAACAAGGAGCUUGAGAGGCGAACGACAACUGCAGAAGCUGCCUUGAGAAGGGCCCGCUUAAAUUACUCAAUUGCGGUGGAUAAACUACAGAAGGACCUUGAGCUACUUUCUUCGCAGGUUAUCUCCAUGUUUGAAACUAAUGAAAACCUCAUUAAGCAGGCUUUACCAUUGACGCCACAAAUUCCAGGAGAUCCAAAGUUAUUGCAGAAUCUGGAAGAUGAUGUUUGGAAAUCCUCUCAGUUUCAGAACGUUAAGAUGGGUAUGCAAAAAAGAUCUGCUGGUGGGGAUGUGCUCUUAGAAGACUUGAAAAAAUCGUUUUCCGUGCAGGAAGAACUUUACCAAAAGGUUGAACAAGAACUGAUCGAAAUGUAUUCUCUAAAUUUGAAUUUGGAUGUGUACUCAAGAUCGUUGCAAGAAUCUUUACAUGAGGCAGAUAUGAGCAUUAGGAUCAUGAAGGAAAGGCUCAAUGAACUUGAAGAGGAGUUAAGGCUUUCGACCACAUCUCAAAGUCAGUUGAUGAUGAAGUUGCAGAAAGCUACGGAUGAUAUUCAUGCGCUUAAUGAGUUCAAGUUGAGUAGCAUUUCGCAAUGUAGCGAUAUGGCUUUACAGAAUCAACUUGUAGAAGAUAAAUUAGUAAGUGUAACUGAGGAGAAUUAUCUUCUUGAUCAGAAGCUGAAAGACUGCGAAAGCUCCCUGAUGGAAUGCAAAAGUUACCGAACCAAAUAUGAAGCUUGUUUGGGUGAGAAUGCAGAGAUAUCAGUGCAAUUAAAACAUGUAGCCUCUGAAAACGAGCGACUUACGAAUGAAUUGUCACUUCUGAAGGAUGAAUUGACUUCUUUUAAGGCAAGUCGUGAAGAGGAUACAAGUUUUUUGCGGGACAGGUUAUCUAAUCUGUUGCAAGCUUACAAUCAACACCAUUGUUGUGAUGCUGUUUCGCGGAGUCUAAAUUUCGAGAGCAUGGAUAUGAAGACUGCAUUGCUGCAGUUAGAAGAACUCCAACAUCUUGCAUCUGAGAAAAUUAGUCAAUUGACAGAGGAGAAUCAAAAUCUACAAAGUGAGAGAGACAUUGCCGAUGUGUCCUUGAAUACUGCCCGGUCCGAAAUUCUUCUGAUGAGGCAGAAGUUCAAAAAUGACAUACAAGACAUGGUGGCUAAACUGGACACGUCCAAUGCUCUUGUGGACAAACUUCAAGUAGAACUUGAAUCAGUUGCAAGCAAAAUCCACAUUAGUUCUGAAAUUGAGGAGAAUUUCACACAGCAGAGCAAAGUACUAUUUGCUGAUCUUGCCCUUUUGGAAAACCAAAUGCAAGAGCUGACAUCUAAAAAUGGUCACUUUGCUCGAGAUAUUUUGGGAUUGGAUGCUGUUGCAGAUGAACUUGGGAGGAGUAAAUUAGCCAUUUCUGAGCUUAUCCACAAUAAGCAUGAACUUACAACUUGCUUGCAGGAUAAAACUGAAGUGUGCAGCAAGCUUUCAGGUGAAAUUGAUAAGCUGAAAGAAGAUCUGAAAGUUUUGCAUGAUAAUUUGCAGGAGGAGAAGAAUAAAAGUGAGGAUCUGGAGGCAAGAGUUAAAGAUCUUUCUUCUCACUUGAACAGGGAUCAGAAUGAAAUGCUUGUCCUUGAACAACAGAAAGCUGAACUUGCUCUGUGCUUGCAGGGUAAAUCUGAUGAAUCUACGAAGCUUUUGCAUGAAAUUAAUGUUCUGAAAGAUGACUUGAAAAGAUUGUGUGAUGAAUCGCUCGAAGAAAAGGCUAGCAUGGAGGCACAAGUUAAAGUUCUUAAUUCUCGCUUGGACUUGGGCCAGGAGAAACUACAUAUGUUUGAGCAGGAGAAAGCUGAACUUCUUGUGUUGUUGAGGAAUAAGACUGAAGAAUCCACCAAACUUUCAGAUGAAAUUGAUAUUCUGAAAGAGAAAUUGGAAAAUUUGCACAAGGAGUUGCACAAGGAAAAGGCUCACAAAGAUGAGCUGGAGGCAAAAGUUACAGAUCUCACUUCUUGUUUGAGCAGGGAUCAGAAGAAAUUGGACGAGCUUGAACAACAGAAUGUGAAGCUCGUGCAUUUUAGGGAACUGGCAUCAGAUCUUGAAUUAGAGAAAUCAAGACUUACCCAUCUUUUGUUUGAGCAAAAUGUGUUUAUAGAGAAGGUUAAGACGAAUGGUGCUAAUCAAGCUAGUCUUGAAAGUCAGUUAUUGGAGAUGUCUGAGUAUUCUCUUGUGGUGGAUGUUAAGCUUGUUUAUCUGACAAAUCAGUAUGCGACCCUACUUGGGGAGCUUAUCCCAAAAUUUUCGUCCUCUGAAGAACAUCUCGGGGAGCUUAAAAAAAAGUGUAAUGAUAAAGAGGAUGUGUUUGAACAUUGUUUAGCCCGGGAGGCUAGCUGGAGUGAAGAAAAAACUAACUUUUUGAUUAGCCUGAACAGUUUAAAAUCCGAUUUGGAAGCCUGUGAAGAUCAAAACAAGCUCCUUUCGGAUUCAAAUACAAAGAUUCGGGACCAGCUUGAGGAGUGUAACUGGAAACUGAAAAUGGUGGGGACUAGCUUUUCCUUGACUAAUAUUCUGCAAGCUUGUGAAGUUGAAUGGAUGAAAGCCAUAAUGAUGGAAGUUGAGGAAGACAUUGAUUACUUGGCAGUCUCGAAAGAGGAAUUGGAAAUUUUGGUUACAGCGUUUAAAGGGAAACUUGAUGAAGUGUGUGCUGAUGUAAGUUUGGCGGAAGCAUACAAAGAUGAGCUGACUUUGCUUCGUGCUCAGUGUGCUGAUCUUUCACAUAAACUCUCUGAACAGAUUUUGAAGACAGAGGAAUUUAGGAAUUUAUCUUCUCAUUUAAAAGAGCUCAAAGACAAGGCCGAAGCUGAAUGCCUUUCAGCUCGGGAAAAAAGAGAAACAGAAGUAACGCCUGUCGCCGCUAAUGAUUCGCUGAGGAUUGCAUUCAUCAAAGAACAGUAUGAAACUAAGGUCCAAGAGCUUAAGCAGCUUCUUUCUGUCUCGAAGAAGCACGGGGAAGAGAUGCUUAUGAAGCUGCAAGAUGCUAUCAAUGAAGUUGAGAAUAGGAAGAAGACUGAAGCUAUGAACUUGAAACGGAAUGAGGAGUUAUCAGUCAGACUCGCGGCAUUGGAAUCAGAAUUGCAAUCGGCACUUACAGAAAAACGCGAAAAGAGCAAUGCUUAUGACAGGGUACAAGCAGAGUUGGAAUGUGCGCUACUAAGCCUUGAAUGCUGCAAGGAAGAAAAAGAAAAGGUGUCAUCGUUUUUGCAAUAUUUUGAGGCAGAAAAAACUCAACUUGCUAUCGAACUUGCAUCAGCGAAGGAGCAGCUGGAAAAGCUAAAGUCUUCUGAAAAGGAUGAUUGUUUUUAUGGAGAGGACGGAAAGCAUGAGAGUAAUGGAUCAGCUAGAAGCUCACUUCCUGUUUUCUUGAAUAGGGAUGGGUUGAUUGGUGGCGUUAAUAGAGAAAGAGUUGCAUCAACGCUGGAUGGUGAAACUGCAGAUUCGACUGAGCCUGUGCAGUUGCAAAAUGUUCAGGAUGCUACACCUCCUCUGGGACUGCAUCACAUUCCGGACGGUGCUUUAAUGGAAGAACUCCCUGAGAGCAACGGGAGGAGUUUAAAUGUUAACAAGGAACUUUUUGGUGUCCAAAGUUUAAAAUUGAGCCUGGAGCAUUUACAUGAGGAGCUGGAAAAGAUGAAAAGCGAAAAUGUAGUAACCGAAAAUCGCGCUAAUGUGGACCUGGAUUUUCAAGCUCAUCAAAAAGAAAUGUUGCAAUUGCAUAAGGCAAAUGAAGAGCUCAGGAGCAUGUUUCCUUUGUUCAAUGAAAUUUCGGGUGGUGGGAAUGCUUUAGAAAGGGUUCUUGCAUUGGAAAUUGAACUAGCGGAGGCUUUGAAGGCGAAGAGUAAAUUGAGCACCCAAUUCCACAGCUCGUUCUUGAAACAGCAUCCAGACGAGGAAGCAGUUUUCAAGAGCUUUCGAGACAUCAACGAGUUGAUAAACGAAAUGUUGGAACUGAAGGGUAGGCACGCGGCAAUGGAGACCGAAUUGCGGGAAAUGCAUGACCGCUACUCUCAAUUGAGCCUGCAGUUUGCCGAGGUCGAAGGCGAGAAACAGAAGCUUAAGAUGACGCUUAAGAAUGUCCGGUCGAGGAAACUUUCUGCCCUGAAUCGAACAUCGUCUGCAAAUGCUGCAGAUCAAACUUCCCAGUAGCCGAUGAUUGCGAUUGACGGCCUCGACGGGAAACGGUAUUUUAUGACUUCUUCUCCUUAGUGUAAAUAGUUUUAUUGCAAUGGACAAAGGUAAGGUUUUUUUACAGGGAAAGGAACGAUCGAUCAAUCCCUUUAAAAAAAAAAGGUUCUAGCUUUGUGGUGUUGUAAUUAAAUUAAAUUAAAUUAAAUUAAUUAAACUAUGUAUAGAGAAACACCAUUUAAUCCAUACAACUUUUGAUGUUGUUAUAACUUCAGUUUGGAUCUUUUCUUGGGUUUUUAGGUUCUUGUACGGAUUCUUUAUUUAAUCAGACUAAAUAUUUUGGUUCAA